This is a messenger RNA of Suillus discolor, 204 nucleotides long. RefSeq lists its product as uncharacterized. The annotation marks the transcript as partial. The transcript has a single exon. The record is from RefSeq and is a predicted model, not a curated record. Lineage: Eukaryota; Fungi; Basidiomycota; Agaricomycetes; Boletales; Suillaceae.
CACUGUCUUUUUGUUUCUGCUUUCAUGCUUGCAUCCAAAGUAAUAUGUGAUGACACUUACUCCAAUAAAACCUGGAGUAUUGUGGUGCAGGGCAUGUUCCAAUUGCACAAAAUUAACCAGAUGGAGUGCGAGAUAUGUCAGUAUCUGGAGCGAGGGCACAGUCAAGAACCUUACCCAACUUACAUUCUUCCCUCAUCAUCAAAG